Messenger RNA from Schistosoma guineensis, 2316 nucleotides. The record is from the annotation of a GenBank genome assembly. Lineage: Eukaryota; Metazoa; Platyhelminthes; Trematoda; Strigeidida; Schistosomatidae.
GGUCUACUUGUCGCAGAUGCUUGAAUCCCUCUUUGCAAACAUUGAAGACUCCUUUCUGCUGAAAAAGAAAACUUGUUAGGUACAAGAGUUUUACAUUCUGUCCAUAACUACCUGAGCUUUGUGAAUGGAUACAGGUUUCAAUAACUAAUGUUUAUUGCUUUCUGAUUUUGCGCCACAUACAGCGUAACAAGGUCAUCUCUAUUCCUUGUAAGGAAUUAGAAUUAAAGUUGGGUUUAUCAUUUCCGAAGUGGACUUUGCAAUGAACAUUAAAUUAAUAUCGGCCCAAGGUAUAUGUAGCCGCAAUAUCUAUCGACUUUUGAGGAGGAAUUCAGCAUCGCAAGCAAUAAAGCCGUUCUUUUAUCAAGAUAUAUUGCAGUUGGAGAAACCACCAUAUGCAGACACACCUUUUCGAAAGCUAACGGGUUCGUAGGAGUAUUUUUAAGUACUCAGCGCAUUUAUAGGAGAUCUGGUUUCUAUUAAGGAGUUUGACAAUAUACGGCUUCUGAAAGUCGAUUCGUUGGCACUAACGUUGUUGUCCGAGCAAGCCAUGAUAGACGUUGCUCAUCUGCUAAGACCUGCUCACCUGCAAUCUCUUUCAAAUAUCCUCAAGGAUCCUGAGGCAUCUUGCAACGAUAAGUUUGUCGCACUUGAACUCCUGAAGAAUGCCAAUGUCGCAUGCGGUAUGAUCCUACCUGGUUGUCAGGAUACUGGCACGGCUAUAUGUAUGGGGAAAAAGGGUCAGUUCGUCUGGACAGAUGGGGAUGAUGCAGAAUCUAUUUCACGUGGUGUAUAUAAUACAUACACAUCCAAGUUCCUUCGUUACUCGCAAGUUGCUCCGCUAGAUCUGUUUACGGAAAAAAACACUUGCACUAAUCUACCAGCACAAAUUGAAAUAUAUUCAACGAGCGGCAGCGAAUACAAUUUUUUAUUUGUUGCGAAGGGUGGAGGGUCUGCCAAUAAAACUUUCUUGUAUCAACAGACAAAGGCUCUUCUCAAUCCUAAUAGUUUGUACUCAUUUGUCAGUGAGAAAAUUAAAACGUUGGGAACUGCCGCUUGUCCUCCGUAUCAUUUGGCGGUUGUUAUUGGUGGGACCUCAGCUGAAUUUACUCUAAAAACUGUGAAGCUUGCAUCAUGCAAGUACUUGGACCAUCUUCCGUCAAUAGGUAAUGAACAUGGAAGAGCUUUUCGUGAUCGAGAGGCUGAAGAAAAAAUAUUGGAAUUAACUCGGAAAGUUGGGAUAGGAGCACAGUUUGGGGGAAAAUACUUCUGUCAUGAUGUACGGGUAAUCCGCUUGCCCAGACAUGGAGCAUCAUGUCCCGUUGGUAUUGGCGUCUCUUGUUCUGCAGAUAGGCAGAUUCUGGGAAGAAUAACUAAUGACGGAGUUUUUCUUGAGCAGUUAGAAAGUGAUCCAUCUAAAUAUUUACCUGAUCCAUCUUUUAAUCAACUUCCGACUGAUGUUGUGAAAGUGAAUCUGAAUCUCCCAAUGAAAGAAAUUUUAGCUGAACUUUCUAAGUACCCAAUCAAAACUCGUUUAUCACUAACUGGGACUUUAGUUGUCGCUCGUGAUAUCGCCCAUGCAAAGAUCAAGGAACGUCUUGAUUCUGGCCAACCAAUGCCUGACUAUUUACGUAAUCACCCAGUAUAUUACGCUGGUCCAGCUAAAACACCUAUGAAUUAUCCUAGUGGGUCUUUUGGACCAACCACAGCUGGUCGCAUGGAUUCUUAUGUUGAUCAGUUUCAACAGGCCGGAGGAAGUAUGAUUAUGUUGGCCAAAGGUAACAGAUCAAAAGCUGUGGCAAAUGCAUGUAAAAAACAUGGAGGCUUUUAUCUAGGUUCAAUUGGUGGUCCAGCUGCAAUUCUUGCUCAGAAUUGUAUAAAAAAAGUCGAAGUUCUUGAAUAUCCUGAACUAGGAAUGGAGGCCAUUUGGCGUGUUGAAGUUGUAGAUUUUCCUGCUUUCAUAGUUAUCGAUGAUAAAGGCAAUGAUUUCUUUAAAGAAUGGCAAGUAGAAUGAAAAAGAAACUAAUUGGCGAAAUACUUUUAAAAAAUAUCUGAAAGUUUUUCUUUCUAAUUUCAUUUAUUGGUUUAUCAAUUUAUCUGGUCGUAUCUAUUUUCAUUGUUUAAUUCUUUUGUUGUAACUUGUUCUUUAAUUGUGAAUACAAGUCAUUCACAAUAUACAGCUACUCAGGUGUGUUAUCUUAGUGUCAGAUGUUAAGCAAUUAAUUGAUUUGAUGACUGUAAUCUUCUGUGCUAUUUCAUUAAAAUAAAACCAUCUUAACUGAAUCAAUAUUUCAGUUGUCUUACAACGGGGUCGGUUUC